Messenger RNA from Durio zibethinus, 1889 nucleotides. The record is from RefSeq and is a predicted model, not a curated record. Lineage: Eukaryota; Viridiplantae; Streptophyta; Magnoliopsida; Malvales; Malvaceae.
CGUUGACAAUGCUUCCAAAUUCUUCGAAAUCCCCAAAACACCCUCCGCCAAAAGUCACCCAUUUUUCCAGCUCGCUACCAUUUCUAAAAAAUAUUUCUUACCCUUUAUCAAUAUCUCAAUCGCAUGCCCUAAUUCAUCGAAAUCCAACCCCAAAUCGACUGAUUCUCGAGAAAGUGAGAGAAAAAAGAAAUCCAGCUGAUCUAUGGAAAGGAUCGUCGGAGAAAAGUACAAGCUAGGUCGCAAAAUCGGAAGUGGAUCGUUUGGUGAAAUCUUUCUCGCUACUCAUGUUGACACGGGUGAAACUGUCGCGGUAAAGAUUGAAAACAGGCAGACAAAGCAUCCGCAAUUGCUAUACGAAGCCAAGCUCUAUAAUAUUCUUCAAGGAGGAAGUGGUAUUGCACAUAUUAAAUGGUCUGGUGUUAAUGGGGAAGAUAAUGUGCUGGUUCUUGACUUGCUGGGACCGAGUCUGGAAGACUUGUUUGUCUACUGUGGGAGGAAGUUUUCAUUGAAAACAGUCUUAAUGUUGGCUGAUCAAAUGAUUACGAGAAUAGAAUUUAUGCAUGCUAAGGGGUUUCUGCAUAGAGACAUCAAACCGGAUAAUUUCCUCAUGGGUCUUGGCAGGAAAGCAAAUCAGGUCUACAUCAUUGACUUUGGCCUUGCCAAAAGAUAUCGUGAUCCCACCACAAAUCGACAUAUUCCUUACAGGGAGAAUAAAAAUUUAACGGGGACUGCACGUUAUGCAAGUUGUAAUACUCAUCUUGGAAUUGAGCAAAGCCGUCGGGAUGAUUUGGAAUCACUUGGCUAUGUUCUUUUGUAUUUCUUGAGAGGAAGCCUUCCUUGGCAGGGUCUAAAAGCUGCUACAAAGAAGCAGAAGUAUGAUAAAAUAUGUGAGAAGAAGUUAUCAACACCCAUAGAGGUUUUGUGCAAGUCACACCCUGUGGAGUUUGCGUCAUACUUUCAUUAUUGCCACUCUUUAACGUUUGAUCAGAGGCCUGAUUAUGGAUUCUUGAAGCGCCUGUUUCGAGAUUUGUUUACUCGAGAAGGAUAUGAGUUUGAUUACAUAUUUGACUGGACCAUUCUUAAGUAUCAACAGACACAAAGGACAAAGACGCAUCCUCAAUCAUCUGAUUUGCAGCCUUUUUCUGGUACAAGUAGCAGUCAAGCAAUGCCUAUGGAUAAGCUUAAAGGAAUCAAGGAUGCUUCUCAUUCAGGUGAAGUUAUGGAGCAUAGAGGACCAAGUAACCAUGUUCGUCCAGAUGUCCGCAUGCAGUUUAGACCAUCAGUUGGUCAAAAUGUGAGUGAGAAACAUAUGAGGAGCAGUUCAGCGAUGCCAUCUACUUCAUUUGCUCUGCCUAGUUCCUUUAAAAAGAAUCUACCAAAAGCAGAGGGGCCAACUGAUGCCACAAGUAAUGGCCAUGGAUUUGGGAACAAGACUGGUGCUUCAAGCAGCUGGAUGCCAUCUUUUCAUAGAAUAUCUUCAGCCAAGUGAUUGGUAUAGGAAGACAAUUUUCAAAAACUAUGUCCUUGUUAUAAGUUAUUUUGAAUGAAUUUAUUACAUUUUAAGGAGUGAAUGCUUAUAGCUAUAUGUAUCAGCUAAGCUCAGGUUGUGAUUCUGGCUUUGGAUUUUAGGGAACCUAGAGCUGGUGUUGUAAGUGUCAUGAAGUUGGGACUUUGGAUAGCUCAAGAUCUUGCUGAAAGAUGGCUGAUUGUAUUAUCUGCUUUCCACAAGGCAACCAUGAGAGCAAAUAUGUGGGAUUGUGCUGCGAUGUGGCCCAUCAAAGCAUGGGGACAUUGGUUAAGCCGGUUUCAUGUUUAAUUGUUCCAUGGAUGAUAUGUAAAGUGUUUUCUCCAUUCUUCUGUUAAUAGAUGAUAAAGUUUCAUUUGUGUGA